CGAUGAGUGGCGCCACCUGGACAGUGAGGGGCACGGAGGACGCACACGGCAGGCGACGCUCCCUUCAGACGCACGUUUGAUCUGAACUGGUGCAACAAAAGUCUGUUGGCUGUGUUCCUGCUUCUGCGACGCUUCUCUUUAUGCGAUGGGGAGGUUCUGGUUACUGGUGGUGGCUUGGGUGCAUCUGCUCCUGCUGUUUGGUUCCUCGCCAUCGGAAGGGAUCACUUCCUCACUCUUCCACCGCUCCAAACCCAGCCAUCAAUGUGGGACUUCUUACUUCGCUACUCAGGUCACCUCCGCGGUGGCCUGCGGCGCCAUCUGCAGUACUGAGGAUAAAUGUCUCGGGUUCAGCCUGGGGGUGGCGAUGAACUCCAAGCGGCGUUGUGAGGUUGUUGAGACCUCAGACAACUGUAACAAAAACUCCAACUUUGACUACUAUUCAAGAUCUGGCACAAAGACAACAACAACUUCUUCCAUGUCCACUGCCACUGUGCCUCCUUCAACCACACCGACUACAACUGCCACUACCACCCCUACGACCACCACGACUCCGCCUCCUUCAACAACAACUGCAACUGCCACUACUACGACUCCACCUCCUACAACCACAACCACUGCCACUACCAUUCCCACGACUACCACGACUCCGCCUCCUUCAACCACACCAACUACAACUGCCACUACCACUGCAACGACCACCACGACUCCACCUGCUUCAACCACAACCACUGCCACUACUACGACUCUGCCUCCUUCAACUACACCAACUACGCCAACGACUGUUACGACUCCGACUUCAACCACACCUCAGUCUUCUACCACUCUUACAACAGCGAGUUCUGCUGUCCUGCUUGAGGCACAAACGGAUGAGGUGGUGACAGGAAUACAAACAGACAACAGUAAAAAGAUUUUGACAGAUCUCAUGACGCAGCAGCUGCAGUGGGUCGGCUCAGAGUACAGUAAGUUGGAGGGAGAGCAGUGUGACGCCAAUGGUGCCAUCACCGCCACGCUGAGUGAUACCUCCAAAUUCUGGUGCAGGCCAAUAAGUGGCAGCGUGUCCAUCAGCGACUGUUCCGAUGAGAAAGUUAGUUCCUCCACCAAAAAGAGCAACUGUCCCGCUGAUCACGUGGGCGUAGCAGUGUCCCCGGGCAGCUCCUGGGCAUACAUCAAGUGCUGCCGACUGACUACAUAAUUUAUGACACCUUUGAGAACCUGGCAGUCUUCUCUCAAAGAAAGUCAGUACAGCAGGAGGAGGGAGGAGGGAACACGACAACGUGGUUUGGACACAAUGUGGCAGUUGCUGUUCCUCACAGUGGCCGCAGGAUGGCAUUGUACGCACUGCUUGCUGAAUUAACGAGAAUUUUGGUCGCAGCACGGGAUAAUGAUAGCAAAGCAGCUCCCAUUGAAACACACCUGCGGCAUUAAGGAUAACUGGGAGAGCCAUAUUUAUUGUGAAAUGAUAUCACCCCUCUCUCUCUCUCUCUCUCUCUCUCUCUCUCUCUCUCUCUCUCUCUCUCUCUCUCUCUCUCUCUCUCUCUCUCUCUCUCUCCGAUCAAUUAGCAAUUAGAGGCUAGGUACUAGGUACAUGAGGUGAGAGUGAUGGCGCGCAGGGAUACACACAGAAAGACAUCCUUGUGUAUAGUGAAGUGAUAGCGAUUUGUUGGGCAGCAUAAGCUUCCCGCACAGCUCAUGCUGUGUUUACAGUUUGCUAGCGUCACAGUUCCAAUUAGUGAUUAAUUUGGCCUUUGAUUUCAGUUUCUGUAAUGAAUUUGAUGAAUGA
Molecule: messenger RNA, 1780 nt
Organism: Portunus trituberculatus (swimming crab)
Lineage: Eukaryota; Metazoa; Arthropoda; Malacostraca; Decapoda; Portunidae
Product: integumentary mucin C.1-like
Exons: 6
Coding region: 146-1192 (348 amino acids)
Source: RefSeq, a predicted model, not a curated record